Molecule: messenger RNA, 6825 nt
Organism: Nannospalax galili (Upper Galilee mountains blind mole rat)
Lineage: Eukaryota; Metazoa; Chordata; Mammalia; Rodentia; Spalacidae
Gene: Slitrk4
Product: SLIT and NTRK like family member 4
Exons: 2
Coding region: 384-2897 (837 amino acids)
Biological process (GO): regulation of presynapse assembly; positive regulation of synapse assembly; axonogenesis
Cellular component (GO): glutamatergic synapse; membrane
Molecular function (GO): protein binding
Source: RefSeq, a predicted model, not a curated record
CCCACUCAUCCCUUUCCUCUAUCCCUAACCCCCUGUCCCCACCCCCAGUUCCUUAGUCAUUCUGCUUAACCAUUUUAGCUCCGAAGGCCUGUGGAGUUCUAACAUACAUAGAAUUAACCCAUCUCCUCCUAACCCUGCUAAAUAAUCUCACUUUGGGCUAAAGCCUCACACUUUUGCCUUAAAGACCCAGGCCCCUCAUGGGCAGACAGGUAGGGGGAGUGCAAAUACAACUGGAUCCAGCAAACUGUUCUCAAGAAGACUCCAUCCAGGACCGCCUCUUACCGAGAAGUAUUCCCAGAGCCCCCUGUUCUGCCGGGUGACAAUUAGCCAAAGAUUAUUUCUCUUUAUUCAGAAGCAUAAAGUUGUUUGCUGAUUGCAAGAAGAUGUUUCUUUGGCUCUUUCUGAUUGUGUCAGCCCUGCUUUCUUCGACAAACGCAGAUUCUACCAUAUCGGUGGAAAUUUGCAAUGUGUGCUCCUGCGUGUCAGUUGAGAAUGUGCUCUAUGUGAACUGUGAGAAGGUGUCAGUCUACAGGCCAAAUCAACUGAAACCACCUUGGUCUAAUUUUUAUCAUCUCAAUUUCCAAAACAAUUUUUUGAAUAUCCUCUAUCCAAACACAUUCUUGAAUUUUUCUCAUGCUGUAUCUCUGCAUCUGGGAAAUAAUAAACUGCAGAACAUUGAGGGAGGAGCCUUUCUCGGGCUCAGUGCAUUAAAGCAGUUGCACUUGAACAACAAUGAAUUAAAGAUUCUCCGAGCUGACACUUUCCUUGGAAUAGAGAACUUGGAGUAUCUCCAGGCUGACUACAAUUUAAUCAAGUAUAUUGAACGAGGAGCCUUCAAUAAGCUUCACAAACUGAAAGUUCUCAUUCUUAAUGACAAUCUGAUUUCAUUCCUUCCUGAUAAUAUUUUUCGAUUCGCAUCUUUGACCCAUCUGGAUAUACGGGGGAACAGAAUCCAGAAGCUCCCCUAUAUUGGAGUUCUGGAACACAUUGGCCGUGUGGUUGAAUUGCAGCUGGAAGAUAACCCUUGGAACUGUAGCUGUGAUUUGUUGCCACUCAAGGCUUGGUUGGAGAAUAUGCCCUAUAACAUUUACAUAGGAGAAGCUAUCUGUGAAACUCCCAGCGACUUAUAUGGAAGGCUUUUAAAAGAAACCAACAAGCAAGAAUUAUGUCCCAUGGGCACAGGCAGUGACUUUGAUGUACGAAUUCUGCCUCCAUCUCAGCUGGAAAAUGGCUACACUACUCCCAAUGGUCACACUACUCAAACAUCCUUGCACAGAUUAGUGACCAAACCACCCAAAACGACAAAUCCAUCCAAAAUUUCUGGAAUUGUGGCAGGCAAAGCUCUUUCCAGCCGCAAUCUCAGUCAGAUUGUGUCUUACCAAACAAGAGUGCCUCCUCUUACACCUUGCCCGGCACCUUGCUUUUGCAAAACACAUCCUUCUGAUUUGGGACUGAGUGUGAAUUGCCAGGAGAAAAACAUACAGUCCAUGUCUGAGCUAAUUCCCAAACCUUUAAAUGCGAAGAAGUUGCAUGUGAAUGGCAACAGCAUCAAAGAUGUGGACGUCUCGGACUUCACCGAGUUCGAAGGACUGGAUUUGCUUCAUCUAGGCAGCAAUCAGAUUACAGUGAUCAAAGGAGAAGUGUUUCACAAUCUUACCAAUUUACGCAGGCUUUACCUCAAUGGCAAUCAGAUUGAAAGACUGUACCCUGAAAUAUUUUCAGGCCUUCAUAACCUUCAGUAUCUGUAUUUGGAAUACAAUUUGAUUAAGGAAAUUUUAGCAGGCACCUUUGACUCUAUGCCCAAUUUGCAGUUACUGUACUUAAACAAUAAUCUCUUGAAGAGCCUGCCUGUUUACAUUUUUUCUGGAGCACCUCUUGCUAGACUGAACUUGAGGAACAACAAAUUCAUGUACCUACCUGUUAGUGGGGUCCUUGAUCAGCUACAGUCUCUUACACAAAUUGAUUUGGAGGGCAACCCUUGGGACUGCACUUGUGACCUGGUGGCAUUAAAGCUGUGGCUGGAGAAGUUGAAUGAUGGAAUUGUUGUGAAAGAAUUGAAAUGUGAGACCCCUGUUCAGUUUGCCAACAUUGAACUGAAGUCCCUCAAAAAUGAAAUCUUAUGUCCCAAACUUUUAAACAAGCCAUCAGCGCCAUUCACUAGCCCAGCACCUUCAAUUACCUUCACCACUCCACUGGGUCCCAUUCGAAGUCCUCCUGGGGGCCCAGUGCCUCUAUCUAUUUUAAUCUUAAGUAUCUUAGUCGUCCUCAUUUUAACUGUGUUUGUUGCAUUCUGCCUUCUUGUUUUUGUGCUGCGACGCAACAAGAAACCCACCGUGAAGCAUGAAGGUCUGGGGAAUCCUGAGUGUGGCUCCAUGCAGCUGCAGCUAAGGAAGCAUGACCACAAAACAAACAAAAAGGAUGGACUGAGCACAGAAGCAUUCAUUCCACAGACCAUAGAACAGAUGAGCAAGACCCACACCUGUGGUCUGAAAGACUCUGAAACUGGUUUCAUGUUUUCAGAUCCUCCGGGACAAAAAGUCAUGAUGAGAAAUGCUGCGGACAAGGAGAAAGAUUUAUUGCACGUGGAUACCAGGAAGAGAUUGAGCACAAUUGAUGAGCUGGAUGAAUUAUUCCCUAGCAGGGAUUCCAAUGUGUUUAUUCAGAAUUUUCUUGAAAGCAAAAAGGAGUAUAAUAGCAUAGGUGUCAGCGGCUUUGAGAUUCGCUAUCCAGAGAAACAGCAAGAUAAAAAAAACAAGAAAUCAUUGAUAGGUGGCAACCAUAGUAAAAUUGUCGUGGAACAAAGGAAGAGUGAGUAUUUUGAACUGAAGGCAAAACUUCAGAGUUCCCCUGACUACCUACAGGUCCUUGAGGAGCAAACAGCUUUGAACAAGAUAUAGUUCAUGCAGUCUGACUUCAUACAGAGGACAUUAUUUAAUGAUGAAAGUGCCUUUUGUUGACUUGUAACGUCCAAAUACUAUAUUAUCAAUAGGCAUAGAGGCAGGUGUUUCCAAGGGUAUCUAAUUAACUGUAGCUGUAAAGAUGUGUCAAGUAGAAGAGAAUUUCCUUAAUAGAUUUUACUAUAUAAAACCUAUACUGUGGAGUCCUGUGGGGAUACUGCAAACUCUAUUGCCAAAGGGAUGCUUUAUAAACAUAAUACACUGAAUUUAACCUCAAGAGGCAAAUCCGUUUUGUACCCCAAUGCAAAACCUUCAUCUCUUUGUGCUUUGUGAAGCAAACUCAAGAAAACUGGUACCAGUGUUUGUACCUUGGCUGGGUCCUUCAUCUUGCACGUAGAUUAAGUUGGUGGAACUGAAAUAACCCUUUUGAUUUGUGGCAUUGUAACAACUCUGUAAAGAUUACCUGAAACGUGUAAAAAAAAAAGCAUGCAAAGAGAGAACAUUUGAUAGUAUUUGUAAAUCGGUAAACUUUAUGGCCUGCAUCUUGAAACCACUGGAUUUAUAAUGUUAAAUUGUGCAAAUACUUGUUUAAAAAUACCAUGCAUUACAUAACUAUAAAAUAAAUUUGAACACUCUUACGUAUUACCUGUCUAUAUAUAAAAACCUAAAGGAGAAAAAAAGUCAGUGUGAGUUACAUAGUGUUUUUGGUGAUCUGGAGAAAAACAUGAUGUUUAUCAGAAUGAAAUAUGGCUCAAAUUAAACUACCGUUUGUUCUCAAUUACGUGAAAAACCCACAAUCCUUAAAGGUUGUCCAAAAUUAGCAAAGUGCUUACCGUGUGAGCGCACCCAAAGCUAUUUUUGUAACAUAAUUCAUAUUUAUGAAGUACUUUCUAUACUAAAUAAGAAAACAUGUACUCCUUAAUAUGUAUUUAAUAUACCUGACUUAUUUUCCUGAUCACAGCAAAUUCAUCAGAAAGUAUAAAUUUAGAUAAGAAAAAACUACUAAAAUGAGACGGAAGCUAAUGUGCACAGAAAUAUUUUGGACUCUGUGAUCAGGUAUAAUUUAAAAACAGAAAAAAAAUCAAAAAAGAAGCAAAAAUAAAAAAAGCAGUUCUGUACCAUUCUUGUGAAUUUAGCAUAUUAUCUUCAGAUUUGUUGCCAACUGUGCAUUUUAAAAUAGGUUCCUUAGUUUUAUAGUAUUGUGUCCGGGGCAGUUGUUAUUUGCCAUCAGUUGUUAUGCUUUUCAGGAUUCUAUGAGCUUAAUUAAAAUAGUUUAACUACAAGUAUUUAACAAAUUAAUGACUAAGGUUAAUAGUAUCUUGUAUGCAUCAGUUUCCUGUUGUUCCAUCAUUCCGAUUGCUAUCAGUUAGUCUAGUAGACCUGUAAACAUCAUGGCAAUUUUGGCUACUUAAACCACACUGUAAAAUGCUUGCACUGGUCUCAGAUGAGUUGGUAUACAGCUACAAACGAUGUGCCCCUGUGUCUGCUUAUGCUGUUGUUCCUGGUCAAAAUUGAACAAAUGAAUGAAGUGUUUGAUAAUGGGUGAUAUUUGCAGAUUUUUAGGAGCUCUAAUUAGCAAAGUGGUAUGCAGAAUCUCAUUUCCUUCUUGAUGAGUGUGUGUGUGUGUGUGUGUGUGUGUGUGUGAGAGAGAGAGAGAGAGAGAGAGAGAGAGAGAGAGAGAUUGUGUGUGUGUGAGAGAGAGAGAUUGUGUGUGUGUGUGUGUGUGUGUGUGUGUGUGUGUGUUUGAUGAAUGACAGUAUUUAUCAGCAGCUCAGGCAAGAGAGUAAGCAGACAUUCUUCAUGAAUUUCAAAUGGCAGGUGUUUUGGUGUGGCUUCUAAAGUGAUGUUAGGGUUAAAGUUGUAAUAGCAAUUCCUCUAUUAAAUACUAACUUCAAGAGUGUGUGUUUGUUCCAAAAUUUAAAAAAAAAGAAAACUUGACAUUAUUGGAGGAGAGUAUUUUUCUGUUUUUUUUUUGCUGUUGUUUUUGUUUCGUGUUUGUGUGUGUGUGUGUGUGUGUGUGUGUGUGUGUAUGUGUGUGUGUCUGUGUGUGCGUUUGUGUGCAUGCAUGUAUGUGUUUGCGUAUAUAUUCACACAUAUAGAUAAUUUGGAGAUUUUUUUUAAUAGUGAACAAAAUCUCCAUAUGUAUGUGCUGGUGCUCUUAAAACUUUAAUGUGUAAUUUUAAUUUUCAGACAAUGUCUGUGGAAUCUUUAUAUGAAUAUAAAUAUAUCCAAACAAACUAUUGCUUUCUGAUCUUGAAAGAAAAGACAAGAUGUGUGCUCAAACACUUAUUUUCAUCAACGGUUUCAUAAGGACUUUCAAUAUGCCAUUACCGUGCACGCAUGCAUCCAUGGAUUAAAGGGCUCCUAAUGCAUACUGACAGGAUAAAGACGCAAAGGCUUCCAAGAAAGUGUUUUAGUUUAUCCCGUCAAUAAAGUAUGGAUUGAGGAAUCUUAAAUGGACACUCCUGGGAAGAAUCAGAAAGCUCUAUCCAUGAUCUGGAGCUAAUAGGUCAUUGGGAUGAUGCCUUUUUAUUCAGUGUGGUGAUGUUUGGAAGACGUUUCAAGGUUUCUAAAGAACUGCCAAUGGCAAGAGUACCUGCCACCAUCUCAAAGCUUGCUGUAGUAUAUUGGCUAUCUCAUACUCUUUGGCCGAAAGCUAUAAAUGUUCAAAAAUUUUAAGAAAACAGUAAUUUAAUUGUGAUUAUUUGGAAAUUUUUAUUGUAAAUGAAAGUAACAAAACCUUGGUUAAGGCUAAUAUAUUUUCCUUAACUAAAGUCAUUGUGCCUACAUUAUACAGUGUAUGCUAUUUUGCACCUGUCUUUCAUUACUUCUUCUGGUAUCUUUUUGAUAAUGUAGUUAGGCAUAAGUUCUGAGUUGAGUACAAGACCACUUAAAAUACUCUUAUGUACAUUUUGUUAGCUUCAACUAUAACCUUGAUGUUAGUUUAACCCCUUGAGGUAUGAUAUGUACAUCAGUACAGCUUUUUUUUUAGUAGACUUCGAUUCAAAUCUUGAAAACCCAAGAAGUGCUCAUUUCUAAUGUGGUGUGACACAUCAUAGGCUUCUUGGAAUUAUAUUCUUGUGUAUGGACUGUAUUAGAGCAGUUGCAAAGAAAACUAGUAUCUUAUGAAAUCAGUGAAGGGGUUGAGAUAAUAUAUUGUGUCUGUGUAACAUAAAUCAAGUUUUAAAUUAUUUUUUUAUGAAAUCAAUAAAAAUGAUUCAAUUCUUUAAAAGUAAAUCUUUGUGUAAUUUUAUGAGAAAGCAGCUAUUAAAGUAUAGUGAUUCAAGUAUAUAAGGCAAUUUAUAUCCUAUAUUUAGUUUUCCAUUCUAAACAACAAUACUAGUAAAUAUAUUAAUUAUAAAGUCACAAAAGACCAUUAUUCUUUUUGUUGCAUUUCAUGAACAUUUAAUUUUGAAAGCCAUAAGGAUGCAUAAAGAUUAUAGGGCAAGGCCUCAUGAGUAUUGUCAGCAGGUAUUUCAGAAAUCAGAGAAUAAAUCUAGAAAUAAAUGGUGAUAAUAUUAAUAUACAAUAUUGUUUGCAUGACUUUUCCACUGACAGUGUAAGAAAUGAGCAAAGUGACAGUUCUUUCUCCUUCCCUCCCUCCAUCCCUCCCUCUCUCCCUCCCUCUCUUUCUCCAUUUCUUUUUCUUUCUUCCUGUUAUUGUUGCAUCCAAAGACUUGGGAGACUAUAUUAAGAAUGUAUUUAUAAUUACUAUUUUGGAAUGAAGAGUAUGCAUAUUGUUUUACCAUGAUUUGAGUCUUUUUUAUUUUAUAUUAAUUCAUAAAAAAAUCAAGUAAUUCUAUAAGAUCUAAUGUAAACUACAGAAAAGUACCAUUUAAUGAAUUUUGCUUGUAAUUACAUCAAGAUAUCAGAAUUUAUUAAAUGCCAUUUUCUGAACAUAUUAAUAAAAUUGUUUGCUACAAUGUUA